Molecule: messenger RNA, 612 nt
Organism: Rotaria sp. Silwood2
Lineage: Eukaryota; Metazoa; Rotifera; Eurotatoria; Philodinida; Philodinidae
Source: the annotation of a GenBank genome assembly
AUGAAGCAAACACAAGAUAAAUCUUUUGAUUUUAUCCUAUGUAUUCAAAAAUUAUUAUCAUCUAUAUCAACUUUACGUAAAUAUUUAUCAAGUCUUACUGAUAUUCAACCAAAUACAUCAAUACAAACUGAAGAAUCAAUUAGAAAACUUAAAGCUAUAAAAGAUACUAUUAUCAGUCUUACACCAGCUGUUGAGACAGCAAGUCAAUUGGACCCGACAUCAACGCUUGUCAAACAUCUGUCUAACGAAUAUUUAUGUCUGUGUAAUGACUAUAAAAAACAUUAUAAUCUUACAAUGGCUAAUACAGCCAUUUUUAAGGAAUACAAACAAUCAAUAGAAGAUUUAUCUGUUUGGUUGACAUCAACAAAUGCUAAUAUUCAACAAGUCUUACAAUCAGUCAAUAAACAACAAACAUUAUGUAUAAUUAAAAAUCUUGAUGAAUUAAACAAGUAUGAAUCAUUAUUAAAACGAGUUACAAUACUCAAUCAAAUAAUGGCUGUAGAUUUGCCUGAUACACAAGCACAAGAAAUGAUAAAUGAAAUUAUUAACAUCAAAGAACAAUGGGAAAUUCUUCUUGACAGAUUAAAUGCACUUAAUGAAAGGUUAAUUUAA